ACACACAAAAACCGUGUGAAGACCGAACGGACGGCUCUUUCUUUCGCCCUAUUUGAAAGAAGAGGAGAGGAGGAGGUAGAUUUCUCUUGCUCCCUUUCCUCGCCUAAGCCACUCUCACCUCUCGGAUUUUGAUUUUAGGGGCUGUUGGUGUUAACAGGCUUGAAGAAAAUGGGGCUUUCAUUCACCAAGCUUUUUAGUCGGCUCUUUGCCAAGAAAGAGAUGCGUAUCCUCAUGGUGGGUCUUGAUGCUGCUGGUAAGACGACCAUUCUCUACAAACUCAAACUGGGAGAGAUUGUGACCACCAUUCCCACAAUUGGGUUUAAUGUGGAGACUGUAGAAUACAAGAACAUUAGCUUUACAGUCUGGGAUGUUGGGGGCCAGGACAAGAUCCGUCCUUUGUGGAGACAUUACUUUCAAAAUACUCAAGGGCUUAUCUUUGUGGUUGAUAGCAAUGACCGAGACCGUGUGGUUGAGGCCAGGGAUGAGCUACACAGGAUGUUGAAUGAGGAUGAAUUGAGAGAGGCAGUGUUGCUAGUGUUUGCUAACAAGCAAGAUCUGCCAAACGCUAUGAAUGCUGCAGAGAUAACUGAUAAGCUUGGUCUUCACUCUCUCCGUCAGCGCCACUGGUAUAUCCAGAGUACAUGCGCCACUUCUGGUGAGGGGCUGUAUGAAGGACUUGACUGGCUCUCAAAUAAUAUUGCAAACAAGGCAUAGACAGCCCAGCGGAAUUCUGAGUUUUGGAUUGCAGCAAAGUUGUGGAACACAAAGCUGGUUGUUCCUUAUUUUGUUUUAGCGUACCAUUUCUUCAUAGAAUCUCUGUUACUUGAGUCAUAGAUUAUUUGUGUUUUCUCAUGCAAACGUUGCUAUUUAGUCUGUAGUUGCAGAAAUAAUUCUUACGUUUCAAAUUUUCAUCUUUCUGCCUA
Messenger RNA from Tripterygium wilfordii, 923 nucleotides. Its product is annotated as ADP-ribosylation factor 2-like. Gene Ontology annotation, biological process: intracellular protein transport; vesicle-mediated transport. Gene Ontology annotation, cellular component: cytoplasm. Gene Ontology annotation, molecular function: GTP binding; GTPase activity. The record is from RefSeq and is a predicted model, not a curated record. The transcript is spliced from 7 exons. NCBI's taxonomy places the organism in Eukaryota, Viridiplantae, Streptophyta, Magnoliopsida, Celastrales, Celastraceae. Bases 169 to 714 code for a protein of 181 amino acids.